Aspergillus bombycis is the source of this 1458-nucleotide messenger RNA. RefSeq names its product MFS transporter. The record is from RefSeq and is a predicted model, not a curated record. NCBI's taxonomy places the organism in Eukaryota, Fungi, Ascomycota, Eurotiomycetes, Eurotiales, Aspergillaceae. The transcript has 4 exons. Gene Ontology annotation, biological process: transmembrane transport. Gene Ontology annotation, molecular function: transmembrane transporter activity. Gene Ontology annotation, cellular component: membrane. The coding region runs from base 1 to 1458 and encodes 485 amino acids.
AUGUCGAUAGAGCAAAAGGAUAUCUCGGUCGAGAAUAAAGAUGAUCACAAAACCUCCGUAGAGGAGCCGGGGGUCGGCGAUGUGGACGACGUUGUGCUCGAUCCGAAAAAGGAGAAGAAACUCCUGAUGAAACUGGACCUAGCCUUUAUUCCCAUUAUUAUGGUGACAUAUCUGUCAUGCUUCUUGGAUCGCACAAACAUCGGUAAUGUCAAAGUCGCGGGGAUGCCGGAGGAUAUCGGGGCCUCCGAGACUCAGUUUUCGACCGCCGUGUCCAUCUUCUACGUGACUUAUGUCCUGCUAGAAUCACCAUGGGCGGUACUGAUGAAAAAGCUUACACCCCGCAAUAUCCUAACUGGGCUAUGCAUCGUCUGGUCGCUAGCGACAAUCUUUACGGGGUUCGUGGAGAACGUCGCUGCACUGUACGCUACACGAUUGAUUCUGGGUGCUUGCGAGGCCGGGCUUUUCCCAUGUCUGAAUCUGUACCUGGCGAUGGUCUACCGGCGGGAAGAGCAGGCGAAGCGUGUCUCCUACCUUUUCAGCUCCGCAGCUAUCUCUGGCGCCGUGGGAGGUUUGCUGGCAUACGCACUACUACAUAUGGACGGGCUAGGAGGAAAGGCCGGAUGGAGAUGGGUCUACAUCAUCGAAGGCCUCUUCAGCAUUGUCUGCGCCGUCCUUAUCUGGUUCGGCCUCCCCAACGAUCCCGCAGAAUCAUACUUCCUGACUGCGGAAGAGAAAUGGAUGAUGCGCGUGCGUAACGAACAACGCCGCAAAUACAUGGGCAGCGACAAGUUCAGCUGGGAGGAAAUGCGGAUCGCACUGCGCGAUCCCAAACUGGCGUUGAGCGCCGCCACGCAGUUCUGUCAGGACAUCCUGCUCUACGGAUUCAGCACCUUCUUGCCAACAAUUCUGCAAGACAUCGGAUACAACUCACUGAUGAGCAAUGUGUUGACCGUGCCAGUCUAUAUCUGGGCCGCAGUCGUGUUUGUUGCGGUGGCGUAUUGUGCGGAUCGGUUUUCGCGCUUUGCCUCCUAUAUCCUAAUCGCCAACAUCUUCGGAAUAAUAGGCUACAUCCUCCUCCUUGCCGUGUCGAACGAUCCCGUCCGGUAUUUCGCCACCUACCUCUGCGCAAUCGCCAGUUACACCUGCGUCGGACUAAACGUCGCCUGGCUGAACGUCAAUUUCGCACCACAAUACCGUCGAGCCCUGGCAGUCGGCGUCCAACAGACCAUCGGAAACUGCGCGGGCAUCGUCGCAGGACAGAUCUACCGCAAAUCACCCUAUGUGCUGGGCAACUCCUUUUCCUUGGGAUCGAUAUGCGUGGCGCAGAUCCUGGUGUUCGUACAUGCGAUGUACCUGAAGAGGGAGAACGCCGAGAAGGAGAGGAUCAUCGACGGGAAAGAGGAUACGCGGAGGGUCAAGACCGGUGACGCGGAAGUGGAGUUCAAGUAUCAUUACUAG